AUGCCUCAAACUUCUGAUCCUGCCAUAGUCUGUGCUGAAAACAUAGCCACGUUGUCUUUAUUUCAUAGUAUCCCCGUUCCACCAAUAUCCAACAAAGUUGGCCUUGCACCACCCGAUAACGAGCAAUACUCCUUAUCUUUUGACCAAGAGCGUAAGCUAGCCGGGACACUGGCAUUCCUUGCGCAUAUCAAGGAUGAUGCUGAACACAUUCCCGCCGUGUGUAUUGAGGAAGACUUGGACUCAUUUGCCUUAAACGUGAUUCUGGCUGUUAACAAGGCUAAAGCCCAUGAUGGAGACGAUGUGAUUCAUCGUGUCCAACAAGGGUUUGAGGGUAUUUUCAAAGUCCUUGCGAGAAUUUCUGGCGAAUCAGAUGAGUCACUCAAUAUUAAAGACCAGAUUCUUUCCAUGAUCGUCUCAAUGUGUUCAUGUCGCAUCCUCUCCCGCCUGCGACUAAGCCCUACAGGAAGGAAACCGCUGAAACGAUCAAUCAAGGAUAUUCUUAACGAAGCAGCGAUGGCCUUUACGAGGAUUGAUCGGCGUAAACUGGAAGAUAGAAAUCUCCUAAUAAGCAUGGAACUAUUGACAUCCAAAGUCAAGGAAGCUAGAAAACUUGCCGACUCAUGGUCUCGAUAUCAGGUCACCCCACGGCUAGUAGAUCUUGUGUAUGGCAUCUAUCAAAUAUACCAGGUCGAACAGCUUCCGGUAAUAGUCAACCUUAUACCGAAUCGCGAUAUGAGUCCCAGUGCAAGAGAAAAUUUUCUGAAUAUCGUUGGUAAAGUCUAUCAAUAUCGAAAUGCCGCAAGAUUCUUGUAUCGGACUGCGAAAGCGUUUCCAUUGGCUCGAAAAAUGAGGACGGUACCUGUUCACCUAUCGCAGGACGCAUUUAGUACGCCUUCACUUGACGGAUACACACCAGACUUGUUGUCCAAAGUUGUAGAGGGAAGCCCCAAGGGCAAACAGCCGAAGAUUUUUAAAGAAAUAUGCCGCGCUCUGGACUUGGGUGAGCAAAGGGCAACUGACCAGUUCUCCCGUCAAGUUAAAAAGAGUUUAAAAGAGGCGAAGAUCCAUGCCGAGGUUCAAAUCAUCACAUAUUGCGAACUGCGAUCGCCAGCGUCACUUCCGCGAGUGAUCUGCUCGAGCAAAGACGCUUGCUUUCUUUGCAACUUGUUCAUCCAGGUAUACAAGAAGAUAUAUACACCCCGGUCUCAUGGACGGCUAUAUCCUGGAUGGCGGUUACCUCGGGUACCACAGCUUAGAGAACUAGAGCAACGAUUUUGCCAAUCACUAGAGGAUAUAUUUAGAGAGAGCCGCACUGCGCUUCUGUCGACUGGCCGGAAAACCCUCUAUCCAUGCCCUAAUGAAAGUACCCUCUUUACACUCGGUGUGUCUGGGACAACAGUAGACAUCACGCCGUCGAAAUUAAACCAAACAGCACAACUUGGUCUGGCAAUGCACAGGCGGGCGACCGUUCCACUGAAUUUAAGCCACUGUGAUGCUCACAGUACGGAUAAGUUUGUGAAGCCAGAAGUCAGCGACUCGGAUUCUACUUUAUCUCGUCCGCGGUAUCUCUGCCCAGAGCAGCAAAAAGCCGGGUCUAGGAGUGAUGUAGCAUUACUUCAAGGCUCAAAAAAGCUAGAUUCCAUCGGUCCCGAAGAAACAUCAGAGUUUUACUGUGCAGGCUCUUUGGAGAUGCAAGUUGAGUGCAUCGCAGAUUUAGCAAGUUUUAAAUACUCCAUUGAGUGGCUCAACCACGAAGAAGCUAUAAAGACUCGAGAAAAAGGUGUUUCAUUACCACUCAUUGAUGCAGAACACAUUGAGGGAGAAGUCACUCUAUGUCAUAGUAAUAUAUUAUACAUCAGCAGCAGGGAUACAGUUUUGAAGAUCUGUUGGAGUUGA
This is a messenger RNA of Aspergillus pseudonomiae, 1896 nucleotides long. Its product is annotated as nucleic acid/nucleotide deaminase domain-containing protein. The record is from RefSeq and is a predicted model, not a curated record. The transcript is spliced from 2 exons. NCBI's taxonomy places the organism in Eukaryota, Fungi, Ascomycota, Eurotiomycetes, Eurotiales, Aspergillaceae. Bases 1 to 1896 code for a protein of 631 amino acids.